Messenger RNA from Mesorhabditis belari, 3474 nucleotides. The record is from the annotation of a GenBank genome assembly. NCBI's taxonomy places the organism in Eukaryota, Metazoa, Nematoda, Chromadorea, Rhabditida, Rhabditidae.
AUGAUUCUAUUGAGGAGAAAAAGUCGCGACGAGGAAUGUUUCGCGAAUAAUGAGGCCAACGAAAAGAAACGCGCAAAGGAGGAGAAAGAGAAAAAGAAGAAAAACGCGAAGAAAAUGGUGUCGAUGCCAUUGCGGAAGAAAAGUCAAGAGCACAACAAUAAUGUGAAGGUUCGUAAAAUCUCCGCGACGACAACUGAAGAUGGGAGAAGGAGAGAGAAAUGUGAGGAGAGGAAAGAAAUCAAAGAAGAAAAGGAGAAAAGAGAGAGGAAUGGAGGCAGGAGUGCUGAGGGGAGUCCGGGCAGGAAGACCAGUGACAGGUUCGGGUUCCCGGCUGCACUCAGGAGUCCGGCUGCCAUUUUGAGGCGCAAGAAGAAACCGUUAGGCCCGAGUCUCAGCUGGGAUCCGGAUCGUGUGCGAGAGAAGGGGAAAACCGCAAGUCCCGCAGCUCCAGAGCAGAGAUCACGAAUCCACUCAGACGGCUCCGAGGCCGAAGCGGAGAACUCUGAUCCCGACGAGGGACGCAGUGAGCUUGAGCAAGUGUGUCCACAUUGUGCCCUGCUGGCCGACUACAAGAAAAAGUUGUUAAAGACGGAGAUUGAAACGGCUGUGAUGCGUUUAGCGCGAAGACUCGGCUCGACCACUGGGAGAACCUGGGUCAGAGGAGAGCAAAUGACGAGAAGCAUAAAAAUCGAGGCCCCAGACAUCGUGGUCUCGUCGAUUUCUUCAGACGAAGAGGACGCAACAAACGAGACGACGGGCAGCGAGGGACACUUUAGCUCACUGCAAACGAGUGAAGCCAGUUCCCCUUGUUCCUCGAAUUCUCCAUCGCCGCAAAUUACUCGAAACGAGAAUGACGUCACUUUUGACUCGUCGGCUGGCACCGAGGAAUCUGUUGAUAGUCUGUUGUUGAGACAACACGGUCUCCAGCUUCGACCCCCGAAAUUCCUCUCCCCAUAUCCCGACUCGAACUCACCACCCCGAAGCAACAGUGUCGAUUUGUCGACGUUGAGACGAGACAUCGAGCUACUCUCAAUCUCAUCGGGCGACUCGGAGGGUGACUCUUCGUCGGAAUUCGAUCCACCCACCCCAGCCGAUUCAAUUCGAACGUUUCGUAGUCGAUCUCAUGAUCCAGCUCCUUCACCUGAGAAUCUCUUAAGGCGACCGUCUCGUAUCGAACAUCUCAGCGAAUUGUUCAGAAAAGCUCUUGCGAAAUCGCCGGUGGUACGGCGAACAGCCGAGCACGAGCAUCGAACGGUCAACAAACACAGGACGAGUCGAUAUUGGUUUGAUGAACAGAUCCUCCCCGCCGAACACAUUUGGUUGCCAUCGUCGGGGCCGGGCAGUAGCGCCAGUGCUGACAACGAUUGCUAUUUGGGGGAUAAAGGCGGUUGCGAGAAAAGCGGUGAGAAACGUCGCUGCGCCGCGUGCCAUAUCGUUGCCCAUACCGCGUGUUUCCCGAUUCUGGCCAAGUUGAAUCUCAAUUGUAAGCUCACUUUCCGGGAUCACGGCCGAAAGCACAACACGAAAGAUCUCGUCGACGGGCUUGUCAUGCAUCACUGGGUGCACAAGUGGAGACACGAGGGACGAUGUAAAGGUUGUGGGAAAAGCUUUCAGCAGAAGAUCUUUUUUCAUCAAAAAGAGAAGGAACCCGUGGCUGUCUCGUGUUCAUGGUGCAAAGAGUCGUAUCACAUCAAGAAUUGCUUUGACACCGAGAAAUUGGCUGAAAAAUGCGAUCGGGGUUGUCUCCACGAUGUGAUCAUCCCACCCGGGUGGAUUCUCCGAUUGCCAAAUCGAAAGAGAAACAAACAUCGCAACAAGGCCAACGGAAAACGGUCAAUCCGCUCAUUCAUCGCAAAACCGAUGGACGUGCAUGCCGGUGGUCCCUCUCAGCCACUCGUCGUUUUCGUUAAUCCAAAAUCCGGCGGGAAUAAGGGAUCAAAGGGACCGAAAUUUGGGCUGGAGGUGUAUCGAAAGGUGGCCACCCAGUUGCGGCUGCUUGUUUGUGGCGGAGACGGCACGGUUGGUUGGGUGCUGCAGACGCUUGAUCAGCUAAACUGGGCCACCUAUCCACCGAUGGCGUUGCUCCCGUUGGGCACCGGAAACGAUCUUUCCAGAUGUAUGGGUUGGGGUGGCUCGUUCUCGGAUGAGCCCCUCUCGCAACUCCUACAAGCGAUCCUCCACGAGAGCUCGAUCACGCAUUUAGAUCGCUGGCGAAUCGACGUUGAACCGAAUCUCUCAACGCCGCUGGAAUCUCUGGAUGAGAUGGGAGAAGCCGUUCAAUCAUCCCUUCCAUUGACGGUCAUGAAUAACUACUUCAGUAUCGGUGCUGAUGCCCACGUUGCUCUUCAAUUUCAUCACUCAAGAAGUGCCAAUCCAUCAAUGCUAAACAGUCGACUGAAAAAUCGAAUCGCUUACGGUGGCCUGGGCACAAUUGAUCUUUUCAAGAGGAGUUGGAAAGAUCUCAGUGAAUAUGUGCGAUUGGAGUGUGAUGGGAUUGAUUUGACGCCAAAGUUGAAAGAGUUGAAGCUACACUGUGUCCUCUUUCACAAUAUCACGUAUUAUGCUGGAGGAACUGUCCCCUGGCCAGCCGACGAUGAAUCUCCUCGUCCAUCGUCUUGUGACGGGAAAAUCGAGGUUCUCGGCUUUACCACAGCCACUUUGGCGGCUCUCCAAAUGGGCGGCAAGGGUGAACGACUUGCACAGUGUUCGUCGGUUCGAGUCAUCACCACAAAGGCAAUUCCGAUGCAGGUUGACGGAGAACCGUGUAUGCUCGCGCCGAGCAGUAUCAAUCUGCAAUUUCAUAGCAAAGUGCCAAUGCUACGUCGCGAGAAGAAAGUCGUUUGCUCACCAUCGCUGAGGAAAGGUCCAAAAUGGAGCCGCUCAUCCGAAGUCUCCUAUCCAUCGACUUCUCUAAUCAUGCAAUUGCCGGUGAUUGUUGUGGGGAGACAUGACUAUGACACGUAUAAAGAUGCGAUCGAACGACUCAAAGAUACCGCUUUCGAGAUUGGCAUGAUUUCGAUCGAAGCCGAAACGGAUAUCAUUCAGGCUCGUCAACACAUUCACAAGCUACUCAAUGAUCAUCCCUGUUUACCGUACGAGCACACAAACGAGUGGAGAUUUCUUGAUUAUGUGACAAACGCCGAAGAGGGCACAUUUCGGGUGUCUCGACACGCUGAGUACGCGCAAUCCGUAUCGGAUAUUUGCAAUCCGGAUGAAUGUCUGAUGAUUCUCGAUGACGCUUUCCCGUCGAUCACUUCAAGAGGCGCGGCUAUCGCAACGGAUCUCGUCUUCUCACCGAAAAUGCCCCAGCAGAGUGGCUACAAUUCAACCGUUUUGCAAAAACAAUCGUCAAUCGGCUCUUCACCCGUCACCUCAUCACAGCCAAUAAUGGGUCAACCGCGUCGCGCCUCGUCGCGUCGAAUCUCGGAAACGCUGCGCAUCGUUUUAAGCAGUGAUGCCAAAGAGACACAUCUA